Messenger RNA from Cyanistes caeruleus (blue tit), 2437 nucleotides. NCBI's taxonomy places the organism in Eukaryota, Metazoa, Chordata, Aves, Passeriformes, Paridae. The record is from RefSeq and is a predicted model, not a curated record.
CAGCAAGGCUAUAAAGCAGCCACAGGGAAUCGUUCUCUGCUCCUGCAGUGAGUGGCUGGAGAGAAGUUCCUCCGAGGAAGUGCUCAGGGUGUGCCUAGGAUGUCUGCUCACAGCCGAUCCCGUAGCCAAACAGAGACUCUCCUGCCUGGCUCACCAACUGACAUGUGGAAUCAAGGCUCCACAACCAGCAAGGCUGUAAAGUAGAGGUGACUUUUUUUGCAAGGGCCUGACUUUUUUCAACCAGUUUGUAUUGACUGCCAAGAAUUUUCAUGUUGACUCUUGGAAACCUGCUGCAGAGUCUUCCCUGUUUACUAUUCAGUCCUGUUUUCUUCUUCCUUUAGCAGAGCAUCCUGAGAAAACACUCGGAAUGUGAUACAUACUUGAGAGGUCAUAGUACUGGACCUGCUGAUCUGGUGAAAUGAAGAUUUAAAGUUUCUUUUUUGAACAGCAAACGGAGGGAACUGCUCGCACUGCUGCUGCUGCCGCUGCUCCAGCUGCGUGUGUAUGUGUGUAAACAGGAUGGUGUAUCUGUAGCUGCCACACGCAAACACACAUUUGACCAUGAGGACUCUUCGCAGGUUGAAGUUCAUGAGUUCGCCCAGCCUCAGUGAUCUGGGCAAGAGAGAGCAGGCAGCCUUGGAUGAGCGGGGGACACAGCAGCGCCGGGCCUGCUCCAACGCUACCUGGAACAGUAUCCACAAUGGAGUGAUAGCAGUAUUCCAGCGUAAGGGUCUCCCAGACCAUGAACUUUACAACCUCAAUGAAGGAGUCAGGCAGUUACUGAAAACAGAACUGGGAUCAUUUUUCACUGAGUAUCUGCAGAAUCAGCUGCUCACAAAAGGCAUGGUGAUCCUAAGGGACAAGAUUCGUUUUUAUGAAGGGCAGAAACUACUGGAUACCUUAGCUGAAACCUGGGAUUUUUUCUUCAGUGAUGUCCUGCCCAUGCUGCAGGCUAUUUUCUAUCCUGUGCAGGGAAAGGAGCCCUCAGUUCGGCAAUUAGCUCUUCUGCAUUUUAGGAAUAUAAUUACCCUCAAUAUAAAAUUGGAAGAUGCAUUAUCCCGUUCCAGAGCCAGAGUUCCACCAUCUAUUAUUCAGAUGCUGUUAAUACUUCAGGGAGUUCAUGAGUCGAAAGGUGUGACUGAAGAUUAUUUGAAACUGGAAUCCCUGAUCCAGAAGGUUGUUUCUCCUUACUUGGGCACGUAUGGUCUGUAUUCCAGUGAUGGACCCUUCACACACUCUGCCUGUAUCUUGGAGAAGCGGUUCUUCAGACGUUCCAAGUCGGGUGACAUCCUUGCCAAGAACCCUGUGGUGCGAUCAAAGAGCUACAACAAUCCUCUGCUGACGCCAGUGGCCGAGUACGAAACUGAGAGCAUAGCUGCCAACGGAACUGGCAUCCGAAGGCACUCCGUCUCAGAAAUGACCUCCUGCUUGGAGCUCCAGGGGUACUCCAACCUCACCACCAUCAUGGAUAACGGUUCCAAGAGCUCCAUGACAACCAUGAAAAGCUCACUGCCAGGAGACCAGGAGAGGCCCAGCACUGGGUCAGUGCAGUGCUCCAGCAAACUCAGCACAGCUGAGCAACAGAAAGGACUCUUCCACUCAAUUGGCGACCCACACAGGUCUUUUGAGCUUGACAGAGACACUUCCUUACUUCCAGUUCCCUCUUCCAGCCCUGAAAACAUAGUAGAUCAGAUUUUGGAGUCAAUUGACUCAGAUUCUGAAGGCAUUUUCAUUGAUUUUGGCCGAGGCUGUUCCAAUUCAUCAGCAUAUAAUGUGGAUGUGAGCAGACAGAGCAUCAUGUGAAGGAUAUUAGGAGACAAACUGUGGGGUUUAAUAUUAUAUAUGGAAGUUAUUAAGGCAGUGAGUUGGACUAUGGGCAAGCUGUCUAUGCCUGGGCAGAACCUUUGCCAGGUUAUCAUAGCUGUACUGAGCAAAUACAAGUUUAUAGCAGGUGGGAAUCCGCUGAGGUGGAAGCAACUCCAACCACUUUUGCCUAUCCCUGCAGAUGGAUUUCCUAUUUCUUUAUAAACUUAAGGGUUCACAAAUUCACAAGUGUCUGGUCAAAUACUAUUAGUGCUAUUUUUCCUGGACAAACACUGCCAGUGUUUGUUCAGGAAAACACUCAGCAAAUAGCUGUGCUCACUUCUAAUUUUCUGAAGAGAUUUCCUGCAGAUGAUGGGUUGUUCUCUGAACUAUAACACCUCAACCAGAGUAGAAACAUAUCCUUUAACAAACAAACACAUACACACACACACACACACACACACACACACACACAAAAAAAAAAAAAAAGGCUGUGGGCUUUCAUGACACAGAAUACAAUAAUAAAGAAGUCUCUUUUAAUCUUUUUCUUGUACAUCCUGUAUGCACUCCUUUGCCUAAUGGUGAGUUAGAGUUCUUGAAGAAAGGCAAAUAAACAGAAAUAUGCUUCCUGAUG